This is a messenger RNA of Magallana angulata, 459 nucleotides long. RefSeq names its product serine protease inhibitor Cvsi-2-like. Bases 114 to 374 code for a protein of 86 amino acids. The transcript is spliced from 4 exons. The record is from RefSeq and is a predicted model, not a curated record. Lineage: Eukaryota; Metazoa; Mollusca; Bivalvia; Ostreida; Ostreidae.
UUUCUCCCAGUCAGACCACCGUCCUACCUAGAAACCAAUUAAUCCCUGGUCAUUGCUCCAGUUCUGAAGCAGUACUUUUUGGGACACCACACAGACGAAUUCUCUCCAGGAAAAUGAAGACUAUCCUUUUGUGUACUUUUGUCGUUGCUGCAUUAAUUGGUGCGCUGAGGGCCGAGGACUGUACGGUGGUCGGUGGCUGUAUAGACACGGUCUGUAACCACCACACCAACCUGGAGUGUGUCCACGGCAUCUGUACCUGCUCACUCCCACCCUACGAUAUUCAUUGUUUGGAUAAAGGAGACUGUGACCGCCAUUCCUAUACCUGCACCACAGAAUGGAAGUGUAUCAACCAGAAAUGUCGAUGUGACAAUUAAUACUUGUAUACCUUCAACAUCUACAAGCGAUAGUAGUGAAUCAAAUGUUACAGAUUUCGUCAUCAGAUUAAACAACUGAACAAUU